GAAGGCAUCAUCAUCAUCAUCAUAUAGAGAAGGCAGUGUUGUUUAGUUCAUGGACAAAUGCGACUUCAUGACUCCUUCCUUGUCUUCUCCUCUUCUUCUUCCUCUGCUCUUCUCCCAAGCCGGCCUCGCCUUCUUCCCACCCAUUUCAUCUUAAUCCAAUCGGAUUGAUCGAUCAAGUUUCUCAAUUUGAUUCGUCUGUUUGAACUUUUGGUAUUGAUUUCGAUUUGUUUCCGCACCGACGGAGGUCCGAUCCUCAGUUGCGAUUGAAAUUUCUUGUCUUUUUAGAGUUUUGGCGAGGUGGGUCGAUCUGAUUUAGGUGGGGUGGGGGGUGGGGGGGGGUUUGAUCUGAGUUUUGCUGAUUGGAUUCGGUUGAACAAAAAAAAAAUUCUGGGUUUCAAUCUGAAAUGGUAUAUUUCCAUAGCUCAAUCUCGGUCUGCAACUCCGUUGACCAGAACGCUCCCAUGUCUGAUUCGAUGAGCUUAAUCGACCCGGGUGUUAAAUCCAAACAAACCAAUCAUGUACAGAGGAGCAGAAGGAUGCCCAAUUCUGCUAAUUGCUCCAAAACCCAGGCCUGCGAUCGAUCUCGAUCGGCUGUGAUUGAUGUAGUCUUGUUCAUUGCUGUGAUUGGCGCUUGUGGGUUUUUGAUGUUUCCGUAUGCGAAAAUCAUCUCCGUCAAGACGAUCGAAAUCGCUGGGAUUGUUAUGUACGUGAUGAGGGAGGAGGUUUCUCAUGCUCCUUUGGUGUAUGGGUCAAUGGGGCUCAGCAUUUUGUGUGCCGCAUUGGCUGCUUGGGCUCUGUUGGCCUGCACCAGUAGGAAAUGUGGGAAUCCCGAUUGCAAAGGGCUGCGAAAAGCCGCCGAGUUUGACAUUCAGCUGGAGACAGAGGAGUGUGUGAAGAAUUCGGCUGCGUUAGGUAAGGAUGGAGUCAAGAAGGGGCUGUUUGAAUUGCCGAGGGAUCACCACCGGGAACUGGAGGCUGAGCUUAAGAAGAUGGCACCGCUGAAUGGGCGAGCAGUGCUCGUGUUUCGAGCAAGGUGUGGGUGUUCUGUUGGGAGAUUGGAAGUUCCGGGGCCUCGGAAGAUCAAAAAGAUCAAGAAGUAGGAAUAAAUGGUUGAUACGAAACCAUAGGGAGCUAAGUUAUGAACACAGGAGUAGCCAUAAUUGCAGAGAAGAGUUGUCCUACUGUUCACAGUCUUUCUGCGCAAUGUUGUCUUUAAAUAAGCUAGCUCAUGGAAUAAGUUGUAAGGAUUAUAUACCCUUGGUUUAUAGUGGGGAAUAUAUGACAAUCCCUUAUUUGAUUUCCUUUUCCUUUAUGAUUAUAUAAGUUUUUCUUUUGUUGAA
Rosa rugosa (rugosa rose) is the source of this 1340-nucleotide messenger RNA. RefSeq lists its product as uncharacterized. The record is from RefSeq and is a predicted model, not a curated record. Lineage: Eukaryota; Viridiplantae; Streptophyta; Magnoliopsida; Rosales; Rosaceae. The transcript has a single exon. The coding region runs from base 405 to 1100 and encodes 231 amino acids.